Messenger RNA from Myzus persicae (green peach aphid), 1025 nucleotides. It is a transcript of the gene Arf79F, whose product is annotated as ADP-ribosylation factor 1. The coding region runs from base 368 to 916 and encodes 182 amino acids. NCBI's taxonomy places the organism in Eukaryota, Metazoa, Arthropoda, Insecta, Hemiptera, Aphididae. Gene Ontology annotation, cellular component: plasma membrane; cytoplasm. The transcript has 5 exons. The record is from RefSeq and is a predicted model, not a curated record. Gene Ontology annotation, biological process: intracellular protein transport; vesicle-mediated transport. Gene Ontology annotation, molecular function: GTP binding; GTPase activity.
GAAAUACCGAGUCGUCAAGAGAGGAACUCGUACGCCGCCGCCAUCUUAUCCUAUAAUCGGUUAAAAAAUAUAUAUAUAUAUAAUUAUAAUACAUGUAAUAUAUUAUACAUAACAUACAUAUAUACAUAAAAGUGUGUAUGUAGAUACGCAUACGUUUAUAUAGAUAAUUAUUGUAUUCGUUAUUCGCGUCGUGAUAAUAUAAUAUCGUUUUUCGAUUCGAUCCGGCCGUGUCAGUCUGUGUCGUCCUGCGUUUUUAUCAGACUUUUUGACCGUCGACGCGCCCCGUUCCGCACUCACGCACAUCUCGGCCUGCCGAUCGUCGUCGUCCAUACCCGUUCAACCGCUUUGACCUACGUCCGACAUCAAAAUGGGGAAUGUUUUUGCAAAUCUGUUCAAAAAUUUAUUCGGCAAAAAGGAGAUGAGAAUACUUAUGGUAGGAUUAGAUGCAGCUGGUAAAACAACAAUUUUAUACAAAUUGAAAUUAGGUGAAAUUGUUACCACUAUACCGACUAUUGGUUUCAAUGUGGAAACUGUCGAGUACAAAAACAUCAGUUUCACAGUGUGGGAUGUUGGUGGACAGGACAAAAUCCGACCACUUUGGAGGCAUUAUUUCCAAAACACACAGGGUUUGAUUUUCGUAGUAGACAGUAAUGAUAAAGAACGUAUUUUUGAAGCUAAAGAAGAGUUAAUGAGAAUGCUUGGUGAAGAUGAGCUUAGAGACGCCGUAUUAUUGAUAUUCGCUAAUAAACAAGAUUUGCCGAAUGCCAUGAAUGCAUCUGAAAUUACUGAUAAACUAAGCUUACACACGCUACGCAAUCGUAACUGGUAUAUUCAAGCAACGUGCGCAACUAGUGGUGAUGGUUUAUAUGAAGGUCUUGACUGGCUGUCAAAUCAAUUGAAAAAUGCCAACCGUUAACCGACUCCAAACUACAUUAUUAUUAUUAUAAAUAUUUAAAUAAUAAAAAAAAACUUUAUUUGUAAUUCGUGAAAACAAACUUAAGCAUAAUAUAUUAUAUAUAUAUAUA